Molecule: messenger RNA, 1887 nt
Organism: Siniperca chuatsi (mandarin fish)
Lineage: Eukaryota; Metazoa; Chordata; Actinopteri; Centrarchiformes; Sinipercidae
Gene: gcdhb
Product: glutaryl-CoA dehydrogenase b
Exons: 12
Coding region: 276-1598 (440 amino acids)
Biological process (GO): fatty-acyl-CoA biosynthetic process; fatty acid beta-oxidation using acyl-CoA dehydrogenase
Cellular component (GO): mitochondrial inner membrane
Molecular function (GO): fatty-acyl-CoA binding; glutaryl-CoA dehydrogenase activity; flavin adenine dinucleotide binding
Source: RefSeq, a predicted model, not a curated record
UGAUAGAUGGCCACAAACAAAGAGUUCACUCAUAUGUUUAUGUCUUGUCUCAGAUGUUAUAUGUACUGCCUUCACAUAUGAUAGAUUUUUUUACAAGAAUAUUUGACCACGGUUUAAUCUUUGGCAUACGGUUCAAUGACGACGCCACACUCAAGAAGGCACAGCUUGUACGUGGUGACGUCAGGUGGUGUUUUGACGUUCAGUGUCACUGCGCCGUCAACCUGAGAGGCCAGGACAAGGAUUGCUGUCCCGCGUAGCACAGACAAAUUUUCAUCAUGGCAUUGAGGAGCGCUGUGUGCCGUCUCUUGGUCAACCCUCAGAGAUGUGCCAUCAUCUCAGCUUCCAGAGCACAGGCAACUGCAGCACCUGCCAGAUGGGAUGCAGAGAAGACUGAGCAGAAGUCGAAAGCACCAAAGGUCCAGUUCAACUGGCAUGAUGCCCUGAACCUGGAGGGCCAGCUGACGGAGGACGAGAUCAUGAUCAGAGACUCCUUCCGGACCUACUGCCAAGAGAAACUCAUGCCUCGCAUCAUUAUGGCAAACAGAAAUGAAGUGUUCAACAGAGAAAUUGUGUCAGAGAUGGGAGAGAUGGGUGUCCUGGGCCCAACCAUUAAAGGUUAUGGCUGUGCUGGGACAAGCUAUGUGGCCUAUGGUUUGAUCGCCAGAGAAGUAGAGAGAGUGGACAGCGGCUAUCGCUCAGUCAUGAGUGUGCAGUCGUCACUGGUCAUGCACCCCAUUAAUGCCUAUGGCACAGAGGAGCAGAAACAGAAAUACCUCCCCAAGCUGGCUCGUGGAGAGAUCCUGGGUUGCUUUGGCUUGACGGAGCCUAACCAUGGCAGUGACCCCAGCAGCAUGGAAACCAGAGCCAAAUACAAUCCAUCCAGUCGCACCUACACUCUCACAGGCUCGAAGACCUGGAUCACAAACUCCCCAGUGGCGGAUGUUGCUGUAGUCUGGGCCAAAUGUGAUGAUGGGAAGAUCCGCGGCUUCAUCUUGGAGCGUGGCAUGAAGGGCCUCUCAACACCUAAGAUUGAGGGAAAGUUCUCCCUGAGAGCCUCCGCCACUGGUAUGAUCCUCAUGGACGAGGUGGAGGUUCCUGAGGAGAACCUGCUGCCUAAAGUGUCCGGCCUCGGGGGUCCCUUUGGCUGCUUGAACAACGCUCGUUACGGUAUUGCAUGGGGCGCUCUGGGUGCUGCAGAGUUCUGUUUCCAUGCCGCUCGACAGUACACGCUCGACAGAAUCCAGUUCGGCGUGCCACUGGCAAGGAAUCAGCUGAUGCAGAAAAAAAUGGCCGACAUGUUGACAGAGAUCACCAUCGGCCUACAGUCCUGUCUGCAGCUGGGAAGACUCAUCGAUGAGAAAAAAGCGGCCCCAGAGAUGAUAUCAAUGCUGAAGAGGAACAGCUGCGGUAAAGCCCUUGACAUCGCCAGGCAGGCCAGAGACAUGCUGGGAGGAAACGGCAUCUCAGAUGAGUACCACAUCAUCCGCCACGUCAUGAACCUGGAGGCUGUCAACACAUACGAAGGUACUCAUGACAUCCACGCCCUGAUCCUGGGCAGAGCCAUCACGGGACUGCAGUCCUUCACUGUGGACAAAUAGAUCCCACCUCUUACUGCUGCUCCCAACCAGCAGGACACUGCUGUCAGAAAUUUAAAAAGGGCUAUUUUUCUACUCUCAAUCACAACACUAAAGCAGAGAUUUCUUUUCAGCUCCCUAUUUCCCAGUUGUAUAGACAAAGUAAAAUGAAUUGUAUAGACUUUCAUGGACAAUACUGUAGUGAAGUAUUAACAGUUCUGAAUGAGGUCAAGAUUUAGAUUUGCUGCUGGUUAAUACUGGCAAUGUUAAUACUGUAAUUAUAUAACAACAAAGCAUAAAUGGCUACAACUUG